UGUCAUAAACAAAACGUAAUUAAGCUGAUCGCAGUUCGUGUAAAAGUUUACAAAUUUUUAUUUAAAUCAUUGUAAAAUCCUCAAAUUAAGAGCAUAAACAAGCCGCAAAAUGGGAAAAGGCUUCAACAAUUACAUGUGCAAAAAGUUCUUCCAUCCAGCCUCGCGCGAUAAUCUCAAACGGGUAUGGAUGGCGGAACAGCAGGCGGAAGCGUACAAGAAAAAGCAGGAGGAACUGCGGAACCAGUACGAGAAGGAGCAGGAACUUCACGACAACAAGGCGAUCCUCAGCAGGGACAGCAAGGACAAACUGAGCGUCAACUUCAUGUACGAGCUGCCGCCCGGAAUGAAGAAGGAAGCGCGCGAGCCGGAAAAAACGGACGAGGCCGAGUACAAGUUCGAAUGGCAGCGCAAAUUCAACGCGCCACGCGAGAGCUACUGCAAGGGCGACACCGAGAUCCGGGAUCAACCGUUUGGCAUCCAGGUGAGGAACGUCCGCUGCAUCAAGUGCCACAAGUGGGGCCACAUCAACACCGACAAGGAGUGCACCAUGUACAGUUUGUCGAUGAGUGAGGCCAAAAAGAUUCAUUCCGAGGCGGAAGGGAAUCAGGUUCUUUCGAAGAAAAAUCUUGAGCAGGGUCUCCGCGAGGACGGACUUGCCAUGAAGAGAAGCGCAUGUGAGUUGGCCACUGCCCAUCAGUUGGUAGAGGAGCCGGGACUGGACAAGGUCCAGACGGAGACGGACUUUCUGAAGUCGCUGUCCACCAAGCAAAAGAAGAAACUGUUGAAAAAGCUGGAGAAGAUUGAAAAACGUCACAAAUCCGAGAAGAAGCAUCGCAAAAGCGAGACUUCCUCGUCCGAUAGUGAUGAGGAUGAGGACGAGGACAGACGCUCGUCCCGGAAGAAGUCAAAGAAAUCCCACCGCAAACGUGAGUCCGAUUCGGAUUCGGACGAUGACCGCCACCACCGUCGAAAGGAGAGCAGAAGCCGCAAGCCGCACAGCAGCUCGGGAAGACACGAUCGUGACCGCUCCAGAAGUCCCCGCAGAAGCCACAAGCGGCGCUAAACGGACGUGACCACCAAUUCCAAAUUGUAUCCACCAUAUCUGUGUGUGUAUUAUGUGUACUGUUUUAACCAACAAAUUAGCAAUUAGGCGCCAGGGAUUUCUCGUAAACUAACAACAUUGUCACUAUCACCAAUCUUUACGUUUAUUUGAAAAUUUUUAAUAUUCGGUAAAACAUAUCAAUUACACUGCGUAGAAUAACUUG
Molecule: messenger RNA, 1265 nt
Organism: Culex quinquefasciatus (southern house mosquito)
Lineage: Eukaryota; Metazoa; Arthropoda; Insecta; Diptera; Culicidae
Product: corepressor interacting with RBPJ 1
Exons: 3
Coding region: 110-1063 (317 amino acids)
Biological process (GO): negative regulation of DNA-templated transcription
Cellular component (GO): nucleus
Molecular function (GO): transcription corepressor activity
Source: RefSeq, a predicted model, not a curated record